AUGACAAUCAAGUUCGUGGCCGUCCUCUCCGUCGUUCUUGUGCUCGCGCCAGGUGCUCGCUCCGACCUGCUGGAUUAUGGCAACGACGAGGAAGAUCUCCACGACGCGCACGGCAGCCAGCGGCUGGCGCCCAAGACGCACCAGGCGGACGCCACGCGCAUCCUCAACAACCUCCUGAGGGAGUACGACAAGACGCUGCGGCCGGACAUCGGAGAGAGGCCGACAGUCAUCGACGUGGGGAUUUACGUCAACAGCAUCGGCCCGGUAUCGUCCAUCGACAUGGAGUACCAGAUCGACAUCAUCUUCGCCCAGAGCUGGGUGGACACCCGGCUGCGCUACAACAGCAGCAGCAUGAGGAUCCUGACGCUCAACAGCAACAUGGUGGGCCUCAUCUGGCUCCCUGACACCAUCUUCAGGAACUCCAAGAACGCCGACUCUCAUUGGAUCACCACGCCCAAUCAGCUGCUGCGGAUCUGGAACAACGGGAAGAUCCUCUACACCCUCAGGAUGACCAUCAACGCCGAGUGCCAGCUGCAGCUGCACAACUUCCCCAUGGACGAGCACUCCUGCCCGCUCGUCUUCUCCAGCUACGGCUACCCGAGAGACGAGAUCGUCUACAAGUGGAGGCGGAGCUCGGUGGAGACGUCGGACCAGAAGUACUGGCGGCUGUACCAGUUCGACUUCAUGGGCCUGAGGAACACCACCGACCUGCUGAGCACCACGGCCGGUGACUACGUCCUGAUGACGGUGUUCUUCGACCUGAGCCGGCGGAUGGGCUACUUCACCAUCCAGACCUACAUCCCCUGCAUCCUGACCGUGGUGCUGUCCUGGGUCUCCUUCUGGAUCAAGAGCGACGCCACGCCGGCCCGCACGGCGCUAGGCAUCACCACGGUGCUGACCAUGACCACCCUGAGCACGGUGGCCCGGACCUCGCUGCCCCGGGUGUCGUACGUCACGGCCAUGGACCUGUUCGUCACCGUCUGCUUCCUGUUUGUCUUUGCCGCCAUGAUGGAGUACGCCAUGCUCAACUACUACUCCUACUCCUGCAGCGGCCGCCGCCCGCCGCCCGCCCGCCACCGCAUGGUCAGGCUCCAGCGGGGCGAUGCAUUCAGGUACAUCCCGCCCACCACCACAACCACCGCCGCCUCCUCCUCCUCCUCGCUCUGGCUCCACCCCUCCGACCCGGACCCCGCCCCCUCCUGGCCGGGGGGCGGGGCCUUGGCGGCCUGCCUGGACGGGAAGGACUGCGCGUCGUUCUUCUGCUGCCACCGGGAGUGCCGUGGCGGCGGCUGGCGGCGCGGCCGCAUCCACCUGGACUUCGGCGAGUUGGACGCCUACGCCCGCGUCUUCUUCCCCACCUCCUUCCUGCUCUUCAACAUCGUGUACUGGGUGGGCUACCUCUACCUCUGA
Messenger RNA from Salarias fasciatus (jewelled blenny), 1410 nucleotides. Its product is annotated as gamma-aminobutyric acid receptor subunit gamma-3-like. Gene Ontology annotation, cellular component: membrane. Bases 1 to 1410 code for a protein of 469 amino acids. Gene Ontology annotation, biological process: gamma-aminobutyric acid signaling pathway; monoatomic ion transmembrane transport; chloride transport. The record is from RefSeq and is a predicted model, not a curated record. Gene Ontology annotation, molecular function: GABA-A receptor activity; extracellular ligand-gated monoatomic ion channel activity. The transcript is spliced from 11 exons. NCBI's taxonomy places the organism in Eukaryota, Metazoa, Chordata, Actinopteri, Blenniiformes, Blenniidae.